This is a messenger RNA of Mucor velutinosus, 3081 nucleotides long. RefSeq lists its product as uncharacterized. NCBI's taxonomy places the organism in Eukaryota, Fungi, Mucoromycota, Mucoromycetes, Mucorales, Mucoraceae. The coding region runs from base 1 to 3081 and encodes 1026 amino acids. The transcript is spliced from 4 exons. The record is from RefSeq and is a predicted model, not a curated record.
AUGGAUCUUGCCUUCAAGACAAGCAAGGAAGACAAUGGAGAUGAGACACCCUUGUUUGUCAAUCCCAACUACCUGGCAACAGUGCCCAGUGAUAUGGAAACCGAUGAUGAUGACGAUGAUGAUGAUUUGGGAUCAAGCUCCUUUGCAGACAAUCAAUACUCCAACAUGAAUAUUCCCUCGCAUCUAAAGAACAUUUUGACACUGGACAGAAGUAGCAGAAUGGAGGUCAAUUUGGACGAUGAUUCAGAUUCGGAUGCGGAAUCCUCAUCGUAUACGCAAAGAGCAGCUGCAGAAUUAGGCAUCGACUUGGACAAACUGAAUGCAGAGAUUGACAGGAACAAGUUUGCUAACUUCCCAUUGCGACCACCCACUGAAGAGAGUGAUCAUGAAGAAAAGAACGACAAGACAUCAAAACAGGCGAAAAAACCCAGAGAAAAGAAAAAGAGGCGAGACAAGGGCAAGAAAAAGGCGACCGUUGACGACGACACUUUUGAAGCAGAUCAAGCAGCAAAAAGCAAAAACCUCGACAAUCUGUUCAAGAAGUUUGCUCAAGACUCUGAAAUCAGUGAAGACGAGCAAACACAAAAGAGAUCCAAACAGAAAUCCAGUGGCAGAAAGACUCGAAAGAAGGUUUCGCACGAGAUUAAGCUAGAUGAAAAUGGCGAGCAAAUGAUGCGUACAACAGACAUCUUGGAUGCAAGUUCAAGUGAGAGCAGUGAAGAUGAAGGAAAGCUAUCCAAAAAGCAACAGAUGGAAAUGUAUCGUGAAGCUGAGCGUCAACGAAGAACAGCCAAAAUUAUACUGAAGCCCGUGUACAACUACAAGUCCUUUGAUGAGUUGGCAAAGCGUAGAGAGGAGCGAGAACAACAAGUGCAGCACCAAGAGAAAGUCAUCACUCACAAUGCACCAUCUGAGCCGUUCACGCCUCCUCGUCCUACUGCAACAUCUCGCCCUGUCUUCAAUAUAGAGCUGGACGGUAUUGACGAUGACAGUGAUAGUGAUAUUGAGAUCACAGGUGAUCCCAAAAAGAUUGCAAAAGCAACACAAGCAGCCAUGCUCUCACCGGAGCGUCCUAGAGCUCCUGUGGCCAUCUCGCCUGUCAGACAUGCAUCCACAGCUCUUCGCAACCACAAUAGACACAUGUUGUAUCGCAUUACAAACGAGGGCUAUGAUUAUCGUGUCAAGAUGGAACAAGCAGCCAAGGCGCGUGGCCAAUAUGCUUCAGCUACCGAGAGAGCAAGACGUCUGAUUGAAAAGGAAAAGAACGCCAUGAUGAUCAAUAGUCAGAUUGAAAGACAUUUUGAAAAGAAAAAGUCGCUCAGUACCAACAAUGACGAUGAUGAUGCAGAAGAUGGAGAUUACGAAGAACAGGAGGAAGAGGAGACUCACAAUAAUGAUAUCUUGGAUGAGCUGUCAGGCUCAGAAGAAGAAGAAUUCUUGGUGGAAGAAGCCGUGGAUACACCAAAUCGCCUUCAAAAGAGAAAGAUGGCGUCGGAUGAAGGUCCACACGACGACAAUGAUGAAGACGACGCUGACGAUGACGAUGAGGAACAAGAUAUGGCAACGAUGGCUUUCAAGCGAUGGAAGGGUAAAAAGGUCAAGAAGUCUACUCUCUUUGACGACGACGAUGAAGACGAAGAAGAGCAAGUGUCGAAAAAGAAAAAGCUGGCUGCAAAACCUGUACCUGUACCUGCACACUCUAUCUCCAACUUUUUCAAAGCAAAGGAAAACGAAGCCGCCGAGCAAGCUGCCGCAAGAGAUGAGAACAAGACUCUUAGUCGACUUGUCAGACGUGAAGACAGAGAGCCUAGCGUGGAACCACCUACAACUGAAGAUGACACGAUAGAGGAAGAUGCCAUGGACGUUGACAAACCCACGCCAGCACCUAUUUUCGUCAAGAAGCCUACUAUAGCUACCGCAGUGCUCAAAGGACCUCGCGAGAAAUUGGAAUACCUUGAAGAAGAAGCGGAGGAAGAGGAAGAUGAGUUCUUUGGCGCUGGUGGCUCUGAUGGAGAGACAGGCGAGAACUUGGAUGAAUUCGAAAAGGAUGACUUACUGGUGGAAGAUAGCAAUGAACAUAUCGACGAGGCAGCUUUGAGAGAGGCAUUCAACCUGCAAGAUAAAGAAACGGAUAGCAACAUGAUCCAACGAUUGAUUACGGAUAUUACAAGCGGUAACCUGCGUAAACAAAAGGCAGCGCUGGAAUCUGGUCUCAUGUUGGAUGACAUUGAUUUAUACGACGAGGAGGAUAACGAUCUUGUGGCUAUCCGUAGAGCAGCAGCUGCCCGAAGACGUAGAUUACUCAAAAAGAAGGGUGGUGACAUUUUAGAGAAUUUGAUGAGCGACCCCAAAACUGCUGCAUUUGCAAAAGCAGCACAAGCUGUAUCGGAUGAAAUGGCCAUUGCAGUCUUUAGUGAGAGCGAAGGCGAAGAAGAGGCAGAAGCAGAGACAACAAAGGAAGAUGAUUAUGAAAAGAGCACGCCUUCUGUAUACACGAAGCGAGUUAUCGUUGAGGAUGACGAGGAGGAAGAGGACAGUGAGGAGCAGGAUCAAGAGAUGAAGGACGUGUCUGAUGACGAGAACCUUCUGAUUGUCGCAAGUAUACUAGAUGGUGUCUAUCUUUUUAGCUGGAUAUUAACCUAUUUUGAGCAGGAUGAAUUUGAUACCAUAACUUCUCCAUUGAGAGGAUUGCCAGUAGCAGCAGCAACAGCAAGUGGUCUUGCAAGCAGCAUUCACAUCACUAGUGCAGAUGAUGAUGAUGUUGACUUUCAGAUUGAAAACAUGCAAUCACCCGUCAGUGUACGCAAAGCAAAACCAUUGUACGGCUCACCUAGCACAUUAGAGCGAUUCAAGCGACUGAUUGCAGAGACAAACAAUGCACUCAACGGCAUAUCAUCCGAUACCGGUGGUCCUCGUGUCGGCUUUGGAUCGAUGCAACCCAAGCAACAGCAAGGAGAAUCAGACGGAAAGCCCAAGCUCACGGGCAGUCUUGGUGAAAUAUUCUCAAAAUCCAAUGCAAAGGAAUCGAAAUUGAAAAAGCUAAAGUCGCAAUCAUCUAGUUUGUUCAAGUAUGCAGAGUAA